Molecule: messenger RNA, 9213 nt
Organism: Lineus longissimus
Lineage: Eukaryota; Metazoa; Nemertea; Pilidiophora; Heteronemertea; Lineidae
Product: kinesin-like protein KIF20B
Exons: 24
Coding region: 91-6600 (2169 amino acids)
Biological process (GO): microtubule-based movement
Cellular component (GO): nucleus; microtubule; kinesin complex
Molecular function (GO): DNA binding; microtubule binding; ATP binding
Source: RefSeq, a predicted model, not a curated record
AUUAAAUGACACAACAGAAGGCCUAAGCCGAGUUCGGACAAUGCCUAGAGACACGACGAUCCUUUGUUGAAGUUUUUCUUGGGUUCCAAGAUGUCUGAGACAACGCAACCAGUUUAUGAUGAUGCCGACAUGAUUGUGGAAAUUCCUCUUACUCCCGGUGGUUUGGGGGACAUAAGGAAGAACUUGGCAUUGGACUUCACACAUCAACCCGCUGUCAACAUGGUAAAGGAGACAAAGCCAGACCUGCCCGGACAUGAGCAUAUGAAAGUUUAUCUCCGUGUUCGCCCUUUCAUGGAACACGAGUUAGAAAACAAUGAAAAUCAGAACACCAUCCACCAAGACACAGAGCAUACUCUGACUGUACAUGCACCGAAGGACUCUGUCACUUUCAAGAACACGGCUCAUGGUUGCGCCAAGCAGACAAAUAACUUCACCUUUUCAAAGAUCUUCAAUGACACUGUGCAGCAGAAGGGUUUCUUUGAAGAGACGAUGCUCGGCACCGUUAAGGAUUUUGUCGAUGGACAGAACUGUCUCAUGUUUACAUAUGGUGUCACUGGGUCUGGAAAGACUUAUACUAUUUUGGGCAAACCAAAUGAUAGCGGUAUCUUACCGCGAAGCCUGGAUGUCGUCUUCAACAGCAUCGAGGGCAAACAAUGGGGGUCCAUGUCUCUCAAGCCGCACAUGUUCUGUGAUGUGAUCACCUUGAGUGAGACCCAGCAGGAAAUCGAACAGAAAGUGAAAGAUAAAGUGUUUAGGCUAUCGAUUGAGGAGGAUGUAGAUAUGUCGACGAUGAUGGGUGAGGAGAUGUCAGAAGUUUCCCGCUCAACAGUCAACAUGACGACAGGCUCCCUACCUUCACUCACCGGGGAGUCGACUGCUAAAUCGCUCAACGCAUCAGAUGACAACACACAGGUGCAGCUUGAGCAGUUAUUUGAAGAUGCAAAACAUCGUGACCGUGAACAAGCGGCCAUUGAUGUGGAGGCGCAGGGUCAGAUCCGCUUUUCCAUCUGGGUGUCAUUUGCCGAGAUCUACAACGAAUACAUCUAUGACCUCCUCGAUCCAAUCCCCAAGAAGAAGACAUCGAGGAGAGCCGUCCUGAAACUUGCCUCAGAUAAGACAGGUGCUCCGUAUAUAAAAGGCCUGAAGUGGAUCCAUGUGACCACUGCUGAUGAAGCUUAUAAACUUCUAACUAUUGGUCAGAGGAAUCUCCAAACAGCCUGCACCAAACUCAAUCAGAACUCUUCACGAUCUCACUGUAUCUUCACCAUGAAGUUGUUACGUGUUGUUGACAAGGAGAAUCCCUAUGUUGCUCGCGUCAGCAUGUUAUCGUUCUGUGAUCUCGCUGGCUCCGAGAGAUAUAGCAAGACUCGAAGCAGCGGUGAACGUUUACGAGAAGCAGGCUCAAUCAAUCGAUCUCUGUUGACGCUUGGUCAAUGCAUCGACAUCCUGCGCCACAAUCAGACUCACAAAACGAGCCAGAGGAUUGUGCCAUUCCGUGAAAGCAAGCUCACCCGCCUCUUCCAGAACUUCUUCUCGGGUAAAGGUCGUGCCUCGAUGGUGGUUAAUAUCAACCAGAAUGCAAGCAUGUUUGACGAAACCCUUCAUGUGCUCAAGUUCUCGGCGAUCGCCAAACAGGUGACCAGUGUUCAGAAGGAAGAGAAGAAACCCAAGAAGUUGAUGUCUCUGUCCAUGGGUCCUGAUGGUCGUGCAUCUGUCGCAUGGGCAACUCCAGGUUCGAUGCAGCGUUGGAUCGAGGAGGAGGAUGAGGAGAAGCUGCAGACAGUGGAUGAAGAGGAGGAGAGUCAGUUUGAAGAGGUUGCUGAGGAGAACAAUCAGGUGAAUCAGAAACUCAUGGAUAUCAUUGAGAAGCUGCGAGACCAACUGAAGCAGGAUCGGAUGAAGAUGGCUAUGAUGGAGUUGGAAAUCCGUGAGGAAGUCUGCAAUGAGAUGGCAUCGCAACUCGUGAAGAUUGAACAGGAUUACAGUGAUCGCAUGGAGGAGCAGCGAUACCAAGCAGAGGAACGCGCUGAUCAGAAGCUCACGCUCUACAUGGCCUCCAUCAAGAAGACACGCAAACGAGCCAGACUCGACCGCUUCCAGGACGAUGACGAUGAAUAUGUCUCCACUGUCAUACUCCAUCAAGAAAAGGUCAAAGUUCAGGAUCUUGAAAACGAAAAGAAGUCUCUCCAGGAGCAGUUGACGAAGACACGCUUUGAACUUUCAGCGGUCAAGCAACAGUUAGAGAAAGGGGUCACGUUUGAGAAGUCUGUCUUGCUCAACGACAGUUCCGACAUCACCAACAAUGAACUCAUGGAAAACAUGGCUCAACAAUUGGAAGACAGCAAGUCGAAACUAUCUCAGCAGGAGGAGCAGAUGAUGCAGCUCAAUGACAUGCUAACAGAGGCUGGAGACAUGUUUGAGAUGAAGGAGAUCGAGAUCGAGAAACUCAAGACAGUCAUCCAUGAUAAUGAGAGAAGGAUAGAGUCUCUGAAUGAGACGAUGGAAGACCUGAGGCAAGUGGCUGUUGACAGCAAACAGGCCAUUGAGGAAGCUGAGGUGAAGAUGAAGGCUCAAGACGAUACGAUCAGAAGACUCCAAGCUGAGCUGACGGAGCGGGACAAUCAAGUGUCAAAACUUCAGAAAGCAUCCUCAGCUAACGAAACACAAAUAAGCGACCUCCAAUGUACGAUAGAUGCCUUGGCAGUCAAUUGUGAAGACCUCCGAUCACAAAUAGAAAUAGAAAAAUGUGACUAUGAGUAUGCCAAAGCCAAGUCGUCAGAUUCUGAUGCACAAGUGUCGGAAACGUUGAGGAAACACGAAGCUGAGAAGCUGCAGCACUCUGAGGCGACUAGGAGGAUCAAGGAGUUAGAGGCCAGGCUUGAGAAACCUGAGGGCGUGCUGUCGAUUACUUUCAUGGAGGUAAAGCGAGAAGAUCUAGAGAACGAGUUGUUCCAGGAACGUGAGGAGCGCAGCCACGCAGAGGAGAAGAUGGGACAGUUGGAGCAAAAGAUUGCUGAGUUAGAGGCUGUGACACGAGCUCCUGUAGGAACUGGAGCGGAAGUGGAUGCGAUGAUUGAGAAACUUCGACAGGAGUUAAGUGGUGAGGUGAGGCAGGCAAAUAUCGAAAAGGCUAAUAUGCUCACUAAGUUGGAAAUGUUUGAGGAAGAUUUUGAGAAAUGUGAUGAAAGAUUGACGAUAGAGAUGAAGCAGAACACAGAGUUGCAGACGUCAUUGGAAGGAUUGAAAGCAGAACUAAAUGCGGUGAAUGAGAAGUUUGCGAGGGAGGUGAACUUGAAGGAACAAGUGGAGCGUGGGUUUGAGAAGUUGAAAGAGUGUCAGGAGCAGACGGAGAAUAAACUCUUGUCGAUGGAAGAUCUUCUUGCUGAUGAUAGGAAACAUGAUGAACAGGCGAGAAGUGAACUUGAAGCAGCUAAUAAUAGGAAUGCACGGUUAGAACAGGAGGCACAUGAUCGGGGCAUUCAGAGCUUGCAACAUGAAGAGGAGGCUGCUGUUAAGAUUUCUAUCCUCCAGGCUGAACUAGAGAAAGCUGGGACUGAGAUGGAAAAACUGGUGGGAAAGGAGGCCGAAAGGGUCAAAGGAUUGAAGAAAAAUAUCAAAAAGCUGAAAGCAGAGUCGGAAUGCAUUCCAGUGCUGGAGAAGGAGCUUGAAGAUGCUCGUGUGCAGCUUGCAGUGUUGCAGGGACAAAUUGAUGAUGCAAAGACAGAGAAUGCAACAAUGCGAUUGGCAACAAUGCAGCAGGUGAGAUUGGAGUCUGACAAGGCUGCUGGGCUACAGAGUGAGGUCGAGGAGAUACGGAUGCGAACUGGAAGGCUGGCAGACUUGGAGAAGGAACUGGAAGACUCGUCAGGCAAAGUUGUUGAACUCGAGGAAGAAUUGAAGAUUGAGCUUGGUAAUGCGAGUCGACUUGAGCAGGAGUUGAAAGCCUUGCAAGUGGAAGUGGAGAGAUUGAGAAAUGUAAACGAGGAUCUUGAAGGGGCGAAUAAAACGAUCCAAGGGCUGAAGAAAGAUUUGAAUGAUGCUAAUCAGAAAGUGAAGGUAAUCGAGCAAGAGUUAGAGACGGCAUCGUCGCAGAGCUGCAAGGUGAUGGAGUUGGAGAGUGAGUUGGAGGGCCUCAGGACUGAUACUCGUAAAGUGGAGCGCAUGGAGGUGCAGUUGGGUGAGAUACGGGUCCAGGCAGAGCGGUCAGAACAUUUGGAAGAGGAGCUCCGAUUGGUGAAGGAACAAAAUGAAAAGUUCAAAAACUUGGAAGGUGAAUUAGAUACAGUGAGAACACAGUUGCAAACAUUUGAAAAAACGAAAGGGGAAUUGCGGUUUGCAUUGAGUGAGUUGAUGAGUCUGGAGGAUGAGUUGAAGAGCAUGCAGGCAGAGUUGAAAGAUGUUAAACAGGAGUUGAAGUUGAGUGUAGAGUCUGCUGGUAACCUGGAGCAGACGCUAACCGAUGUGAGAAAGGAGAAGGAAGCCAUGUUGGCAGACGCACAGAAGAAUUCCCAAAUACAGGAGGAGUUAUUGGUGACGCAGGUUGGAGACUUGAAGAGCACUAAUGCGGCCUUGGAAAGAGAGAAGGAGGACUUGUUGGUGAAAGUAAGGGAAUCAAAGAGGAGGAUUGAUGACUUACAAACUGAUAUGGACUCUGAUGCUAAACAACACUUGGAAAGUACGGAAGUGAUACGGAGGGAGAAUGAGUUGUUGCUGAAUUCCAUUGAGAGUCUCAAGAAAGAAUUUGAAGGUACUCAUGCGGGGCUCAUGACAAGAAUUGCAGAGUUAGAGUCAUCGCUGGAAGAAACCUACGAGGAAUUGUCAUUGCAGUCGAUGAGUAAAGAACGUGCGGAGGAACAGCGUGCUCAGAUGGAGGCUCGUUUGAAGAAGUCACAGUCACGACUUGAGAAGGCCGAGAUGACCGUAGUUGACGUCAUCAAACAUCGUGAAAAAGCCGAGGAGAAUGUUGAAAAGUUACAAAAAAAAGUCAGCGGGUUAACUGAAGAAUGCAAUGAGUUGAAAGGUCAGAUUUCUGAGGCAGAGGUGCUUGAACAAAAGGUGCAAGAUUUAGAGGCAGAGGUGGAAAAACAGAUAGCGCAGUUGGGAGCGGAGAUCGGUGACAAGUCGUCAGAGGUGGAGUGUCUUCAAGAAAAGGUCAAGGAAUUAGAGGCCGCUGCAAAUAAGCACACAAUGCUAAGAGAGGAAUUAGAGGCCAAUGUGGAGGAGCAAAGAGCAAUGAAGUCAGAGGGUGUGCUGGCAAUUGCUAACCUGAGACAGACCCUAGAGGAACAGAUAUCACUGCAGUCAGAACUUAAACAGAAUCUGGCAGAAAAGGUUGGAGAAGUUGAGGGUUAUCGGGUGCGGAUUGGUGAUGUAGAAGCAAGUUUGGCGAAAGAGAAAUCGCAGAUCCAGGAUUUGGAGUCGAAAGUGGCAGAGGAAGAAUCACAGAAGAAGAUGUCAACUGAGGAGUUAGAAAAUGUACGUAGAGAAGUUUCAGUCCUGAAAGAAACAAUAACAGAUCUGGAGACAAAAUUAGACGGUCAGAAGAUUGAUAAAGCUAAUGAAGAGGAUGGCAAUAGGGCUCUCGAGACCAUCGCCGCCUUGAAGCAGGAUCUGCAAGAGGCCAACUCGUAUAUCACAGAACAGAACAGUCGCCUCGACUCUCUCGAGGUCAAGUUCAACUCGCGAGAAAACAAGAAGGAUGCUAGUCUCCAGGAGAUGCGUGAGAAACUCAAGUGCGAAACAGUCUCGAUGCAAAGUCAAAGUGGAGGCAUUGAGAACAUUGACCCUGCAGCAUCAGGCAUUGACCUCUCAAUCCUCAACAUUCCAAUGGAGAGUUUCAGCGGUCAGGUGAAUAUACCAUCACCAUCUCCCGAGCCGGUGAAGCGCAAGGCACGCGGCAGGCCCAAGAAGAAGCGGAUUAAUGAGAGUGAGUGCAAACCAGUCUCGAUGCAAAGUCGAAGUGGAGGCAUUGAGAACAUUGACCCUGCAGCGUCAGGCAUUGACCUCUCAAUCCUCAACAUUCCAAUGGAGAGUUUCAGCGGUCAGGUGAAUAUACCAUCACCAUCUCCUGAGCCGGUGAAGCGCAAGGCAUGCCGCAGGCCCAAGAAGAAGCGGAGUAAUGAGAGUGAGUGCAAACCAGUCUCGAUGCAAAGUCAAAGUGGAGGCAUUGAAAACAUUGACCCUGCAGCGUCAGGCAUUGACUUCUCUAUCCUCAACAUUCCAAUGGAGAGUUUCAGCGGUCAGGUGAAUAUACCAUCACCAUCUCCCGAGCCGGUGAAGCGCAAGGCACGCGGCAGGCCCAAGAAGAAGCGGAGUAAUGAGAGUGAGUGCAAACCAGUCUCGAUGCAAAGUCAAAGUGGAGGCAUUGAGAACAUUGACCCUGCAGCAUCAGGCAUUGACCUCUCAAUCCUCAACAUUCCAAUGGAGAGUUUCAGCGGUCAGGUGAAUAUACCGUCACCAUCUCCCGGGCCGGUGAAGCGCAAGGCACGCGGCAGGCCCAAGAAGAAGCGGAGUAAUGAGAGUGAGCAGGGGGAGGAGGAACCAACUAAAACAACAGCCAUACGGAGAACACUCCGCACGAUUACCACACCGCGCCAUUAGUCGUUGGAUGAGUCUCGGUCAAUGCAACUCAAGAUAUUGAUAUCUUUCAAGGAGGUUUUUGUUCACAUUACAACAUGACAUUGGGUCUAGGACAUGUUCCGUGACAUUGGGUUUAGGACAUGUUCCGUGACAUUGGGUUUAGGACAUGUUCCGUGACAUUGGGUUUAGGACAUGUUCCGUGACAUUGGGUCUAGGACAUGUUCCGUGACAUUGGGUUUAGGACAUGUUCCGUGACAUUGGGUCUAGGUCAUGUUCCGUGACAUUGGGUCUAGGACAUGUUCAGUGACAUUGGGUCUAGGACAUGUUCCGUGACAUUGGGUCUAGGACAUGUUCAGUGACAUUGGGUCUAAGACAUGUUCUGUGACAUUGGGUCUAGGUCAUGUUCCGUGACAUUGGGUCAAAGACAUGUUCAGUGACAUUGGGUCUAGGAUAUGUUCCGUGACAUUGGGUCUAGGUCAUGUUCCGUGACAUUGGGUCUAGGACAUGUUCAGUGACAUUGGGUCUAGGACAUGUUCCGUGACAUUGGGUCUAAGACAUGUUCUGUGACAUUGGGUCUAGGACAUGUUCCAUGACAUUUAGGACAUGUUCCGUGACAUUGGGUCUAGGUCAUGUUCCGUGACAUUGGGUCUAGGACAUGUUCAGUGACAUUGGGUCUAGGUCAUGUUCCGUGACAUUGGGUCUAGGUCAUGUUCCGUGACAUUGGGUCUAGGACAUGUUCAGUGACAUUGGGUCUAGGACAUGUUCCAUGACAUUAGGUCUAAGACAUGUUCAGUGACAUUGGGCCUAGGACAUGUUCCGUGAUAUUCGGUCUAGGACAUGUUCCGUGACAUUGGGUCUAGGACAUGUUCCAUGACAUUAGGUCUAAGACAUGUUCUGUGACAUUGGGAUGCAUUGCAUUGUACCUCAGACUGCAUUUAACUGAAAGUCUUCGAGGAAGCUUUUAAACUAUUGGUUUGUUUUAUCGAGCCCGUUUUCAUUUCAAACUCUGUUAAUGUAAAUAUUUCAUCUCUGUGCGAGACUGCAUUUUAACUGUAAAUCUUGUAUAGAACUUUGUAGAUGUAAUCAUGUAUGUUAGGGAGCGUCCAUUAAGUACGUACGCACGAAAAUGCCAAUUUUGAGACCCCCCUCCCCCUGUAUGCACCUUGUACGCAUUGCCUCAUACCCCCCCUCCCCCCUGUACGAGCGUACGCCUAUAGAACCUUGAAUUCCCUAGCAGACGAACAGACAUAGUACCUGAUUUUGCUACAUUGUGGCGCCACAAUCGGAUUCGCGGCGUAUUGGCAAGUCAACUGUGCAAUUUUUCUCCGACAGCGACAAGCAUUACUGGGAAAUUAAACGGCGCUGGAAAUUGCUAAACAUUGUAGUCGGGUAACAUCCGAACCCAGAAGCGUAUGAGUUCACACAUCUUGUGAAGAACAAGUAUGAUUAUCCAAAUAAGAAUAAGAAAGAGGAGAAAAUUAUUAUGAUAAUAUUUAUUUUUUAUUUGUUCAAAAAAUGGUUCUUGGCCUGCGUACGUACGCAAGACCAUUAACCCCCCCUCCCCCCUGUACGCAUUGUGUACGGAUUUCAUAGACCCCCUCCCCCCUCAGUGCGUACGUACUUAAUGGAUGCUCCCUUAUAAUGAAUGAUUGCUUGAGCUCGCAUGCCUAGUUGUAACUAAUUGCCAAAUCUACUCGAACCUUUCAAACAUGCUAACCUUCAGCUAGAUACAGAUUUCUUGUUAGUGUUUGAAAGGGCGGGCCUAUCAAUUACAUAUUUGGGACACACCCUGCUAAACCUCCAGAAAACACUUCAGGGGGCCAGAAAUUUAUUUUUUUGGGGGGGGGUAUUUUUGACUCUCAUAACAUUGAACGGUGUAUACUUUCUGUUAUUGAGAGGCCUGAAGGGUUCAAUGAGAGCUGUCCAGUUCCUUUGUGUGAAAUUGAGUAAACUAGCCUCUGGCAUUUUGUAAAUCAUGUGGUGUAUUGUGUCAUCUUUGCAUGACGUCACCAGCAUAUUGUCCUUCGCUACUUGUCGUGUUUUAUUCAUCUCGUCAUGAUGCUAAUCACCUCAGCUAAAAUAGCCCUUACUUGGAGGAAUCACGCUAUACAGCCUGGGUACAAUAGACUAUUGGGUGGUGAAGAUAUGCAUUCAAAUUCUGUAUUGAGGCGGUGCACUCAUUAACGGUUUAUGAGGGGUUGUUUGACAAAAGGUGGAAUAUGUUGAAUGAUUGUAUGCUGCAUGCUGCAUGCCUUUUGCUUACCAAGUUUUCAUUGUGUUUUGCAGUAACUGUGACAUUGGUGGGGGAGGAGGAUAAGGCUGUAUGAUGGGUGUACUGUGGGCCAUUCACAAGUAGGCGUUGUCAAUAAGUUGUCCAGGCAGAUCAUUUGGAUAUAUAAUGCCUUGUUAUUAUUGUUUCCGUGGAUACAUUAUUCCAAGCGCUGUCAUAGCUUUGAUGCAUUCUGUAGUGUGUUUGGUUCACAACAAGAGCCAAUCUCUUUGAAGACAACGAGUUUGAAAAGUGUAAAUAGAAUUUGAAACUAGUCGCUUCUUUGCCAACUGUCCAUCACUGUGUUCAGAUGAAUCAUGUUUUGUGCAAUGAUUAGAUUUUACUACAAUAAUGAGUCACAUCAA